Molecule: messenger RNA, 1133 nt
Organism: Nothobranchius furzeri (turquoise killifish)
Lineage: Eukaryota; Metazoa; Chordata; Actinopteri; Cyprinodontiformes; Nothobranchiidae
Gene: chmp5a
Product: charged multivesicular body protein 5a
Biological process (GO): late endosome to vacuole transport via multivesicular body sorting pathway; vesicle budding from membrane
Cellular component (GO): multivesicular body
Source: RefSeq, a predicted model, not a curated record
CCAAUCACAGCCUUUUGCGUAAGAACAGUUGCUUCCGGGUGACUAAAUCCUUUUUUAUUUGAUGCUUUCUGUAUAAUUAACGGAAAGUUGUGAGCUCUGAGGCGUUAAAACGAGUAGAAAAUGAACCGAAUAUUCGGACGUGGGAAGCCGAAAGCGCCUCCUCCGAACCUGUCGGACUGUAUCGGCACUGUAGAUGCCAGGGCAGAGUCCAUAGAGAAGAAAAUAGGCAGGCUAGAUGCUGAGCUUUUGAAGUAUAAAGAUCAGCUGAAAAAGAUGAGAGAUGGGCCCUCAAAGAAUACGGUGAAACAGAAGGCGAUGAGAGUACUGAAGCAGAAAAGAAUGUAUGAGGGUCAGAGGGAGCAGCUGGCUCAACAGUCGUUCAACAUGGAGCAGGCAAACUACACAAUUCAGACCCUGAAGGACACCAAAACGACUGUGGAGGCCAUGAAGAUCGGUGCAAAGGAGAUGAAGAAGGCGUACAAAGACGUGAAAGUCGAUCAGAUUGACGAUUUGCAGGAUCAGCUGGAGGACAUGAUGGAAGACGCCAACGAGGUUCAGGAAUCCCUGAGUCGCAGCUACGGCACUCCAGACAUCGACGAGGAGGAUCUUGAAGCAGAGUUGGAUGCACUGGGUGAUGAGCUGCUGCUGGACGAUGACAGCUCCUACUUGGAUGAAGCCUCAGCUGCACCGUCGAUCCCUGAAGGAAUCCCCAGUGACAGCAAGACGAACAAGGAUGGUGUUUUGGUGGACGAGUUCGGCCUGCCGCAGAUCCCCGCCACAUAAACAAGAACAAACAUAAACAACUGCACUUUUUCUACAUAGAGUAACAUUUAUACCAUUUGACCUGAAAACACUAAAACUUUUGAAGCUGUCUUGGUGUUGUUACUACUACCAUGCUAGCAUGUGGCCUUGUGACACUUCUUUUAAAACAUCAUUCACCCUAGCUGCUGCCCUCACCAUCUCCUGUAUGUGGUUCAUCAGUGUUGAUAUUAAUUUAUUUUUUAUUUAUGUUUUAUUAGUUUUUAUGUGUUGUUUUGUCAUUAUUUUUGUUUCAAAGUGGAGCUCAUUUCUACUAAACCUGUUUAAAAUAUCUGCAGGGAAACAUGCAAAAUAAAUGAUGUGUUCUAACUUUA